Molecule: messenger RNA, 1015 nt
Organism: Ctenocephalides felis (cat flea)
Lineage: Eukaryota; Metazoa; Arthropoda; Insecta; Siphonaptera; Pulicidae
Gene: Ppt2
Product: lysosomal thioesterase PPT2 homolog
Exons: 5
Coding region: 103-957 (284 amino acids)
Cellular component (GO): lysosome
Molecular function (GO): palmitoyl hydrolase activity; thiolester hydrolase activity
Source: RefSeq, a predicted model, not a curated record
UUCAAUUCACUUCGUGCGCAUUUUUCUUUGUACUUUGUAUAUUAAUAUGCAAUACUUUAAUCGAACAAUUUAUAUCAAAAAUAUAUAGAUAUUAAUAGUAAAAUGAAGUUCUCUGAUCUGCUAAUAUUUGUAUAUUUACAUGUAAUCUGCGAAGCUUAUAAGCCUGUAGUAUUAAUGCAUGGAAUUUUAACAGGAAGCAAUAGUAUGAAUUUAAUAGGCAAACGUAUUCAAGAGAUACACCCAGGAACAGUUAUCUACAAUACUGAAAAGUUUGCAGGUUGGUCAAGUUUAGAGCCAGCUUGGCGUCAGGUUCAUGAAAUAAUUGAUGAUAUAAAAAAUAUUUCUGAUAGUCAUCCCGAUGGAAUACACAUCAUUGGUUAUUCUCAAGGUGGCCUUCUGUCCAGAGUUGCAAUACAAUCGCUUCCCAAUCACAAUGUGAAGAAGCUCAUAUCUUUAAGUUCACCUCAAGCUGGUCAGUAUGGAGCUGCAUUUUUGCAUUUGAUAUUUCCCAAUUUGGUUUGUAAGACGGCAUAUGAAUUAUUCUACUCACGAAUUGGGCAAUAUACUUCUGUGGGUAAUUAUUGGAAUGAUCCAUAUCAUCAAGAUCUGUAUAUGAAUAUUAGUGUUUUUUUGCCAUAUGUUAACAAUGAAUUACAUUCUUCAAAAUCAUCUCAAUUCAAAAACACUUUGAAAAAGUUAGAAAAAUUUAUUUUAAUUGGUGGACCAGAUGAUGGAGUUAUAACACCGUGGGAAUCAAGCCAAUUUGGAUAUUAUGAUGAAAAUGGUGAUGUUAUUCCAUUGAAGAAGCGUGAUAUUUACACUAAAGACCUCUUAGGAUUACGUGAUAUGUUUAUAAAAGACCAGUUAUUGUUUAUAACAGUUCCAGGAGUACAACAUUAUGAUUGGCAUCUUAACACUUCUAUAGUAGAUAAUUUUAUCUUGCCACAUCUAGAUUGAUUUUAGGCAAUAUAAAAAAAAUGUCUUGUAAUAUAAUUUAUUUUAAAUACAAAAUUGA